This is a messenger RNA of Pistacia vera, 2513 nucleotides long. RefSeq lists its product as uncharacterized. The transcript has 6 exons. Gene Ontology annotation, molecular function: protein binding. Lineage: Eukaryota; Viridiplantae; Streptophyta; Magnoliopsida; Sapindales; Anacardiaceae. The record is from RefSeq and is a predicted model, not a curated record. Bases 139 to 2286 code for a protein of 715 amino acids.
CCCAAACUUUCUUUAGUCAUCUCCUGUAAACAAGCAUUCUGAGAAAUUGCUAGGAAGGACGACUAAAACACUUAGGUAAAAUUUCCCAUCACAAUUGAAAUAGAAAUCAUUUCAAUCAGAAAAUCGAUCAUCAUACAGAUGGCCGCCCCUCCAUCACAGCCUAUUCCUAUGGCCACCUCUUCUUCAGAAUCAUUUCAAUCAGAUAUGGAACAGUCUGUAAUCAUAGAGUUGGCCAAUCCAUCACGGCCAGUUGCUUCUUCAACUCAGCAUAUGGCCUUGUCUUCAUCUCAACUUGUCGAUCUAAAAAAGUACCUACCACUGUAUAAAGCUAUACUCGGAGGCGACUUACGAUAUGUACAAGAAAUCUGUAACGAGGAUGAACAUGUGUUAGAAGCCAGGAUCACGGAAAACUCUGACACAGCUCUUCAUGUAGCUGUAGGAGCAGUCACCGCUAAUCAUAUUGUGGAUUAUCUAUUGACUAAGAUGUCAAAUGAUCAAGUGGCACUCACAAAUAAAGACGGCAAAACUGUGCUUUCAGUCGCUGCAAUUGUUGGUAAUGUCCAAGCAGCCAAGAAGAUAAGGGAGAAAUGGCCAGACUUAUUGGAUAUCAAAACACCUUUAAUUGAGGCUGCUCGACAUGGCUAUAAGGAGAUGAUUACCUAUUUAUUGAAAUUCACGGAUAGAAACUUGCUGUAUUCCUACCCAGUUAAGGAUAAAACCGGUGUUUUGUUCGUUCAUUGGCUAAUAAUCGCUGGAUUUUACGACUUAGCCAUGAGGGAGGUUGAAGAUUAUCCAAAUUUAGCUCUAAUGGAGUUAGAUCGUGGUGAGACUCUUCUGAGUACAAUAGCCAAAAAGCGGAUUGCGUUUUCCAUUGGAAGAAAGCUAAAUUUUUUCCAGAAUGCCAUCUACAUAAGUCAGUUGGUUUGUAGAUAUUUUUUUUUCAAAAUCAAGUUUCUGAUUGUUCUGAGCUUUGGAGGUAUUUUUGUAAUGGUACACCACAUAGCAUGCAAAUUCAUCCCAAGCUACAUGAUGUCACACAUCCGAAGCUGCAAACAAAAAAUGAUGCAAUGCAUUUGGAGUAGCAACCGAAAAAUGAUGUCAUGCAUCCCAAGUUGCAUUCGAAACAUGAUACGGUUCAUCGAAUACAUCUGGUCUAGGUACAACCGAAACAUCUGGUCGAAGUAUAUCCAUUAUAUUAUAUCAGUUCGAGUUUACCGAAGUAUAAUUGGAGAGAAAGAAUGGACGCUUCAACAAAAAAAUAGACUUGCCAAAGCCUUGUGCAUGAAAAUUACCAGAGCUCUAGGGUAUGAAAAAGCUUCCUCAAUCUUGAAGAAAUCACUCCUUUUAGCAGCAGAAUCAGGGGUUCACGAAGUUGUGGAAGAGAUCAUAAAAUCAUUUCCAGAUGCAGUCUUGUAUUCAGAUCAAGAACAACAUAAUGCAUUUCAUUUAGCAGUCAUUAACCGCCAUAAAUGGGUAAUCAACCUCAUAUUCGAAAUGAGUGGCCACAAACAUUUGUUGUUGAUGUCUCAAGACAAUUCUGGGAAUAAUAUCUUGCACUUAGCUGGAAAACUGGCCCCUCUAUAUCAACUUAAUCGCAUCCCUGGCGCAGCACUAAAGAUGCAGCGUGAGUUACAGUGGUUUAAGGAGGUAGAGAAAAUUGUACCGCCUAGCAUCAAAGAAGAUAAAAAUUCUCAAGGAAAAACUCCGGCAAUGGUAUUUGUUGACGAACAUCAGGGUCUUGUUAAAAAAGGUGAAAAAUGGAUGAAAGAUGCAGCCACCUCUUGCUCAAUAGUAACAGUACUCAUUGCUACAGUAGUAUUUGCUGCAGCAAUUACAGUACCUGGUGGGACUGCCACUGAUGGCACUCCAAAUUUUUACGGAUUCCCAGCCUUUACUAUCUUUGCCAUGGCCGAUGCAGUCUCUUUGUUCUCAUCAAUAGCAGCCGUCUUCAUGUUCAUGUCCAUCCUUACUGCACGCUACGCAGAAACUGAUUUUCUAUUUGCCCUGCCCAAAAGAUUAAUAUUGGGUCUUUUUAUGUUGUUCCUGUCCCUAACAGCCAUGAUGGUAGCCUUUGGUGCCACUGUUUAUAUGGUGAAUUUUGAUUACAAGCAUAAAGAGAUAAGGAAAGGCGGGGUAUUUUGUUUAGUAAUGGGAUUGGCUUUUUUGCCUGUGUCUGUGUUUGCCUUUUCGCAAUUUCCCCUCCUAGUGGAAUUGACCUAUUCCACCUAUGGCCCCAGCAUUUUUCGCAAGCGAAGAACAGGUGUCUUCUACAAGAAAGGUGAGUAAAAAAUAAAAAUUAACGGUGUUAUUGUCCAAGUUUUGUAUUUCAAGUGCUGUAACAUUAUUAUUCAAAAUGUCAAGACUUGAAAUGUAAAACAUUGUUCUACUGAAAUUUGUCUUCACUAGAGUAAUAAAUGUGCCUGCUAUUAGAGUUAAAAGAGAUCGUCAAGUGUGAGAGUGACGGGAUAAUAAAAAAUUUGCAUCUUUGUAUUCUGUUUUGACAAAAACUCUAG